Pseudoliparis swirei is the source of this 2318-nucleotide messenger RNA. RefSeq names its product neuronal pentraxin 1 like (gene nptx1l). The record is from RefSeq and is a predicted model, not a curated record. The transcript is spliced from 5 exons. NCBI's taxonomy places the organism in Eukaryota, Metazoa, Chordata, Actinopteri, Perciformes, Liparidae. The coding region runs from base 47 to 1330 and encodes 427 amino acids.
GCGGCUGCUCCACGCACACGAACCACGAGCCGGCACCGACGCAGACAUGCGGGCCACCGAGCGCGGAAUCAGUUGGAGACUUUUUCUAUUUUCCUGCCUGUUUUUGGAGAGUUCGUCUCAAGGCUUUGGCGCACAGACGCAGUUCAUCUGCACGUCCGUGCCCAAGGAUAUGGACAUAUGCGCCGCGACUUUGCAGAACAGCGUGCCGGGAGACGACUUGAAGACCACCGUCAUGCAGCUGCGCGAGACGGUGUUGCAGCAGAAGGAGACGAUCAUGAACCAAAAGGAGACCAUCAGGGAACUGACCUCAAAGUUGUCGCGAUGCGAGAGCCAGAGCGGCGCGGAGCCCGGGGGCAGGAGGAAAGACCCCGGGAGCAAGAACACGAUGGGGGACGUAUCGAGGGGCCCCGCGGACACUUUGGCGCAACUAUCACAGACUUUACAGUCGCUGAAGCAGAGAUUAGAAAACCUGGAGCAAUUCAGCAGAAGUAACAACUCGGUGCAGGCGAACAGCCUCAAAGACCUGCUCCAAAGCAAAAUCGACGACCUGGAGAAGCAGGUGUUGUCCCGAGUGAACAGCGUGGAGGAGGGGAAGCCCGGACCCCGCAACGAGACGGAGCAGCGCGGCAGAGUGGAGUCCACCCUCACGUCGCUCCACCAGAGGAUCACCGACCUGGAGAAAGGUCAGAGGGACAACAGGCCUCUGGAUAAAUUCCAGCUCACGUUCCCACUGAGAACCAACUACAUGUACGCGAAGGUGAAGAAGAGUCUGCCGGAGAUGUACGCCCUCACCGUGUGCAUGUGGCUCAAGUCCAACGCGUCCCCGGGAGUGGGCACGCCUUUCUCCUACGCGGUCCCGGGUCAAGCCAACGAGCUGGUGCUCAUCGAGUGGGGGAACAACCCGAUGGAGAUCCUGAUCAACGACAAGGUCGCCAAGCUGCCUUUUCUCAUCAACGACGGGAAGUGGCAUCACAUCUGCGUGACCUGGACCACUCGCGAUGGCGUUUGGGAAGCGUUCCAGGAUGGCGUCAAGAGAGGGAGCGGAGAGAACCUGGCUCCGUAUCACCCCAUCAAGCCCCAGGGCCUGCUGAUCCUGGGUCAAGAGCAGGACACGCUCGGUGGAGGGUUUGACGCGACGCAGGCCUUCGUCGGAGACCUGGCCAAUUUCCACAUCUGGGAUCGUAAACUAUCCGUGGGGGAGAUAUACAAUCUGGCGACGUGCAGCAGCAAAGCGCAAGUGGGCAACGUUUUCGCGUGGAUGGAGACGAGCCUCGACAUUUACGGAGGGGCCUCGAAGUGGACAUUUGAAGCUUGUCGCCAGCUCAACUGAACUGCGGGUCGAAGAAGAGGUGGAUGCUUUUGUUAAAGCCACUCCGUCGUCACAGCCUUGGUAAAGCCAUUUGAGGAAAGAAAGAAAAGAAGAAAAAAAAUCAGGAUCGUUUCAAUAGCAUCUGGAUUUGUGAUAGAUAUUUGAAAACAUCGUUCGUGGACACUUGAUAGAUUCUUUUUACCGAACACUCAUGUUCACUGCAAACGGGACACCUCGGCAUCCUGUGGCGCUUGAACGCACCGUCGGGCCGAUUUUGUGGUCGCGGCCGCUGGCGCUCCGGAGAGCAGAGGACGCUCCUCUGGGAUGGAGAUGUCGAGCCGGCAGGAAGUUGUGUAGUUUUUAACCAACGGAUGUCACGCGAUUUCAGCAAAACGACGGACUUCUUUCAAAACGUCUCCUCCGUCUCGACUGCCAGGUUUCUCACUGUGAAAAAAGACGAGGUGGACUUCUCUAAAAAGAACGUGCUCUUGAGGAGGCCAUGAAAUAGACGGCUUUGUUUCCCUCUCACUAUUCUUUCUCUACCGCCACCUGCUUGACGUGAUUGUGUGUAAAGAGUUAUAUAUUUAUUGCCAACAUUUGAGCCUGAGUGCCUUGGGCCGUUGAAAACAAAAAAAAGACAAAAUCUCAGCACAUUGGUUAUGAUUUGCAGAGUGUUUGUGUUUAUUUUCUUGUGACGUCAUUUUUAAAAAGAGGUGUUUCUCGUAACACUCGGAAUGCGGUCAGAUCAGAUUGUUUCUUGAAAAAUGCAGUUCAUUGAUGAUGAUGGCGCAUUUUGGAUAUGUUUGUACUUCAAUGGGAAUGUUCUCUGUACAGUAACAGCAUGUCUUAACUUCUGUAAAUGCUGCGUCAGCAUCUAUGAUCUUUGCUUUUACUUUACGACUUUUGGGUUGAGAUUUUAUACUGUAUUGUUAUAUGCUUAAAGCAUGGCAACACGGACAGAUGAAAAAAGUUCUAGUUUUAAAUAAUAAAUUGUGAUACUUGAAUCAUA